Effrenium voratum is the source of this 4728-nucleotide messenger RNA. NCBI's taxonomy places the organism in Eukaryota, Dinophyceae, Suessiales, Symbiodiniaceae. The record is from the annotation of a GenBank genome assembly.
AUGUGCGACCUGUUGACCGCUAAGCAGUCGCCGGAGUUCAAGCCUGUGCUGCCGCCACCGACCACUGUGCAGUUGGCCGACGCGGUGCCGGCACCGGCUGUGAACACCGCACUUCCAGAGGCGGUCGCAAAGGGGAACGUUCGCUUCAACGCAGCGCUCACCCAGACCAUCAAGAAGUGCAUGCAGCAAUAUGAGGAGAUGCUGAACAUCGAAGAUCUCGGCAAAGCCUACGGGGAAUUCGACAAAUGUGUUCAGGCUGGCGAGGGCCUAUGUGAUCCGCUCACCCUGACUCAGCUGCUAGUGGCUUUGACCAGGGCCAACAGAUUGGCCAACUGCCACAAAGUUCUAGACGCCGCCGUUGCGGAGAAGGUGUACUUGGACCCCAACAUGAUCGUCACGAUUGCCAUGGCCGUGAGCCAGAGAAGCCAAAGCCACAAGGCGCUUCGCUAUCUUCGGCGCAUGGUCUACGAAUGCCUUCCAGAGGAGCAGUAUCCACAUGAGACGGUUCAGCUCUUCGACCGACAUCUCUCCUUCAUUUUCUCCGAGCUGAUGGCCGAGGCCGAUGGAUGUUUCUGUCGAAUGGAGAACCGUGAUUCAAACACACUGGUAAACCUCGGUCACACCGAGCUCGACAUCCAGAUGGACUGGCAACAGUCGCACUCACAGACCUUCUCACUCUUCAACCGCAAAGAUGACAAAGGCAAGAAGGUCUACAUGCCCACAGUAAUUCAGAGUGGCUUCCAGCGGACAGACGUGGCUCUCAUGAGCAUCGACAUCUCCCACCCGGACAUGGCCCGAAAAGUGCCCAACGACUAUGACCGCAUCCGGGACGGCGCCGAGGUGGAGGUCAUCAACUCGGCGACCCAGCCGGACAAGACGGCGCCGUUGGGCGUGAAGCUGACCUCACCUCCGAAGGUGAAUUUUGAGGAAGGCCUGAUCUAUCGCCUGGAUCGACUGGCGAGCACGGAUCAGACCAGACGCAUGCUUGAGGCGUUGAAGGUGAUUUUGAAGAAUCCAGCAGUGGAUCCCUCUCCUAUGAUUCCACAUGAAGUCUUGCGGAAGCUGAUCACCAAUCCAGUGGAAAAGACCCUCAAACAGGCGAAUUUGUCGCACUUGCCACUGGAACCAGUGGACUACAGCAAUAGCAAGAUCAAGAUGGAUGGCCUCCAAGCCUUCCAGAACGAGGCAAAGCACGUCUAUGCGCACCUUCUGAACAAGAGUCAGAUUGAAGCGUUGGAAUUGUCCUCCACGCGUCGCUUGACGCUGAUCCAGGGGCCUCCCGGCACCGGUAAGACCACGACCGCAGUCCAGAUCGUCGCGGCAAUGGUCCGGUAUGGCCUUGUGGAUUUGCCAAUCCUUGUCACGGCGGACAGUAACACAGCGGUCGACAAUCUGGUAAAGGGCAUCGGCAAGACCGGGGUGAACAUCGUGCGCGUGGGUCGGCCGGAGGCCAUCCGUGAAGAUGUGAAGGCCUAUGCUUUGGAUGGGCGCUGGAAGGACCUCAAGAAGGCAGAGGUGGUGUGCGCCACGUGCAUCGGUGCGUCCGGCACGACCCUGGACAAGGUGAAAUUUCCCACGGUCAUCGUGGAUGAGUGCACGCAAGCAGCAGAAACUGCAGCUUUGGUUCCCAUUGCCAGAGGUUGUCAGCAAGCGAUUCUGAUUGGCGACCAGUGUCAGUUGCCACCCACUGUCCUGUCGGACGUGGCAGAGACCGAGAACCUUGGAGAGUCUCUCUUCACGCGGCUAGUGACACAGGGUGUCAGGCCUUGCCUUUUGGACACCCAGUACCGUAUGCAUCCCCUGGUGGCAGAAUUCGCCUCGGCGGCCUUCUACAACGGCCGGCUGCAGAACGGUGUGUCUCACAUCCACCGAAAGCCGCCCGAGGGCUUCCCUUGGCCCCAGAGGCACAUGCCUGUGGCCUUCAUCAACCUGGAGAAGUGUGAGGAGAAGCGCGAGGGCCACGGCUCUUCGUACAUCAACCCGGCAGAGGCAGAGAAGACGAUGUGGGCUCUGCUGGAGGUCACGAAGAACGGUAAGAUCGGCCCGGAGGAUGUGGGCAUAGUGACGCCUUACAAGGGCCAGGUGAGACUCUUGAAGAAGCUGAUCAACGAACGGCCCGGCCUGCAGAAGUUCCGAUCUGGCCUGGAGGUGGAGUCCGUUGACAGAUUCCAGGGCCAGGAGAAGGAGGUCAUCAUUUUUUGCGCGGUGAGAAACAACCGCGAGGGCAAGGUGGGCUUCCUUUGUGACUGGCGCCGCCUCAACGUCAUGCUCACGCGAGCGCGGAUCGGCCUCAUCGUCAUUGGCAGCCGAAGUACCUUGAUGUCGGACCCCCUGUGGCACGAGUGGCUCAUUUGGGCCGCCGCCCGGGGCGCGAUCUGCGGUGAGAGCGCCAAAGGAUCCUGGGUGCCAAGGUAUUUGGUGGAUGACCGUGAUGGAAUUUGGACUGUGAAGCAAGGCAUUAUCGAGGAAGUUCAGAAGGGCAUCAACCCAAAGGCAGGCGCCCAAGAGGUUGUGAAGGUGGAACAGAAGGAGGAGGACAUCCUUGACAGUUGGGAGGACAUGGAGAGUCCCAUCAUGACGCCGGCCAACGGCCUGACGGGAUCACUAGAAAAGGCCCUCGAAGAGGACCCGGCAGAGCUUCCGGAGACUGAGGCGGAGGAGAAACAGGCUGUUUGCUCGACCAAACUGCGGAAGACGCCGCUGGAUUCUGUGUUUACCAAGCCUAAGUGGCUUGGCACUGGGCAAGCAGACCGGCGGGAGGUGCCCUUGACCCCAGCGCAGCGCGCGGUGGUGGAUUUGGUGCUGUCCGGCGACCCGCAUGGCCGAAACCUCUUUCUCACUGGCCCGAGGCUUAGAUGGAAGGUGUGGUACUCGAGGUGCCGCUGGCUCUGGGCCGGCCCGGCGUGCCUUUUCGGUGAGUUUGUUGGCAGGCGCGUUCAGAAGAUCUUGGCCUCUACCAAGAGUUUGUCGGAUUGGGUCGCUACUACCUGCCACCAGGGAGUGGAGGCCUCGCGGAUCACCGCGGCGGCGCUGGUCGAGGCGGACGAGGCGCGGCGGCGCUUGGAGUUGGAGGUGAGGCGCCUCGCGGAGCAGCAGGAGCUGCUGCUGGAAAGCGAGGCCCGGCACCAGCAACGAUUGCGGGAGCUCAAGGCCCGCGUGGAGAAGGCAGAGCGGCAAGCAGCAGAGGAGUCCCUGACGUGUUCGCGGGACCUGCAGAGUUUGCAGAUGGGCCUCCAGCGCUGCGAGUCGCAGUGGGAAGAGGCCCACCUGAAGUUCGACAAGUUGGGCCUCGAGGUCGCCUCCACGAGCUCCGCGGGGAGCAUUUGGGAGGGCCAGGCGCGCAGCGCACAGACGGCGCUGCAGGGCCGCGUGGAAUCCUUGGCCCUCGCACUGGAGGAGCUCCAGAGCGACAGGUCCCUGGAGCGUCGUGUGCAGCUCCUCGAAUCUGAGAUGGCCCGGAGGGAGACAUCUUGGAACCUCGCGCUGGAGAACAAGGCGGCAAAAGUAGAGAAGGACUCGCGGGACUUCGAUGCACUGGAGCGCCGCACAAGCAGCGCACUAGCGGAGAGGGCCGAAGAAGCUCAUGUCGUUCAGGCUGAGGUGCAAUCCUUGCGGAGGUCUCUGGGAAGAUUCGAGGAUGAGCUGGAGAGUUUGAGGAAACUCCGACAGGGGGAGCAGUCCUUUUGUCAAAGCCUGACGCUGGAGCAGGAGCGGUUGCGCCAAGCCAUGUCUGAGAAGCUGAGAAGCCUGGAGAUGGGACUGCAGGAGUCCGCUCAACAAAACCUCGCGGAGAGGCUGGAAUUCGUGGAGGAAAAGGUUAGAAGGGGUGUGACCUCUGCGGAGAUGGAGACUUUCCUGCGGUCUGUGAAAAGCGACACGGCCGGGUACAUCCACGAGGCCCGCGGCUUGAUCCGAGAAGCCGCCAAAGAGGUGAAGCAGGAUCUCCAGAGCGACUUCCUGCGCUGGGUGGAGUCCUGGGACGGCGGCUUCAAGCGGGAGCUCCCGAACAUCGAGAAGGAGCUCAUGGGAAGCCUCAGCACCUCGCUCCGAAAGGGCUUCCCGAGCUCAGUAGACUUCCAUUUCCGCUGGGGACGCGCUCAGCUCAGGAAGUCGGUGGUGCUGCGGGCGGUGAACCGAAGCGCCAAGCGCCAAGUCGCACUCACGGCGCCCACCGGGGCAGCCGCGGUUCUUAUCGGCGGCGAGACGACCCACUCCUGGGCUGGGAUUGGGCAGGCGCGGCGGAGAGGCCUGUUUCGGGGCCCCGAAAUCCUCAAGGACGCUGGGGCCUGCCAAAGAUGGAACUCCGCCAAGAUGUUGGUCAUCGACGAGGUGUCCAUGAUCUCCGCCUGGCUGCUGGACCUUCUGGACGCCUGCGGCCGCAGCGCGCGGGGCUGUUUCUCGCUUCCCUUCGGUGGCCUGCAAGUCUUGCUUUGUGGGGACUUUCAUCAGCUCCCUCCCCCCGACAACCACAGCGGUUGGGCCUUUGAGGCAAAGGUCUGGAAGGAGGCCAUCGGCCUGUCGUUGGAGCUCACAGAGGUGCUGCGCACCGAUCCAGCAGAACGACAGCUUUGUGAAGCUUUAGACCAGGCGCGGCUUCUUGGACACUUUUUUGCGGUGGGGAUACGGAUACGGAUGGUCGGGAGAGUCUCCAGGCCGACGGAUCGCUGCCCGGCCGCGGUGGUACCCACCAACCGCCAGGCAGGCACCCUUCCUCGACCAGCGGACUAG